AUGGCCACUCCUUCAGUGAAGGCAAAGGAUGAGGAAGCCAAACCAGCAACCCUCGGAAGCUAUGCGAGGAUUCUAUCGUAUGGUACCACUCAUGGGGGUAUCUAUAUCAUGAUACUAGGACUGAUUUGUGCCAUGGGUUCGGGAGUUGCCCUUCCGUUGAUGAACAUUGUAUUUGGCCAGCUGGUGGGAACAUUCAACGAGUACUUUGUGCCGGGGUCGGGUAUUACAGAGCAAUCAUUCAAGUCCGCUGUCAACAAAGACAGCCUUCGCGCCUCGGGGGCCUUACGACUGGAGUACACCCAGGCCCUCUUUUCACUUCCUGUGAGCAAGCUGGACGAGAUGUCAGUCGGAACAGUCACACAUGCGAUAACGGCGCUAUCAAAUACGAUCCAGCAAAGUGUUUCCGAUCGACUCGCCAUUUUGUUUCAGUCGCUCGCCUUGCUGAUUUCGUCUUAUGCAAUCGCAUUUCGUUAUUCGUGGGCACUGACGCUUGUUGUUAGCGCAGCCAUUUUAUUUGUGAUCCUUGGCUUUAGCCUGACAGUGCCGUUUUUAGUAAAGACGCAGCAAAGUGUGGAUCAAGCGGAUGAGAAGCAUGCAGCCCUCGCCGCAGAAGUAUUUGGCUCUGUUCGGACAGUGUUCGCCCUGGGUGCUGAGCAAUCACUUUUCAAAAAGUAUACACGGUGGGUCGAGGAAUCACGAAAACGUGGCUUAGGUAUGUCCUUGGUCAGUGGGAUCCACCUUGGAAUGCUCUUCUUUGCCAUGUAUGUCAGCUUCUCUCUAGCCUUCUGGUUUGGGUUGAAGCUGUAUCGUGAAGGCCACAUUGCUAAUAUUAACACCGUGAUUACGGUAUUUUUCUCGGUGCUUCUCGUCGUCACUAUCUUGGGAGGUAUUGCGGGCCCAUUGAUGGCUAUCACGAAGGCUAUAGGCGCAUCAGGUGCCUUUUUCGGCGUUAUCGAUUCAAAGCAGGAUAAGGAAGUUGGGAUUCAAGAUCCCGAGCUAUCCCAUGCUGAUAUCGUGUUUGAAAACGUGGUAUUUUCCUAUCCCACACGAAAGGAAAUGACAGUGCUCAAGGGAUUCAACGCACGAUUCGAGCGGAACAAAACCACGGCUUUGGUUGGAUCUUCCGGUUCGGGGAAAAGCACUAUUGUCGCAUUGAUUGAGCGAUGGUAUCAGAUUCAAUCCGAAGAAGAAGAAGAGUCUACGCCGGGCCAAAUCCGUGUAGGACCUCAUAACAUCAAUGACCUGGAUGUGAAAUGGUGGCGAUCUCAGAUUGGACUUGUUCAGCAAGAGCCGUUCUUGUUCAAUGAUUCAAUAUACAAUAACGUUGCUUUCGGUCUGAUCGGAUCGCAGUGGGAGAAUGAAACCGACUCCGUGAAAAUGGAGCUCAUCACGGAAGCUUGCAAGCAAGCCUUUGCAGAUGAAUUUAUCGACCGCCUUCCCAUGGGUUAUUCGACUACUGUCGGGGAAGGUGGAAUCACGUUGAGUGGCGGACAGCGCCAAAGAAUUGCCAUCGCGCGAAGCAUCGUCAACCAACCUCAAAUUCUCAUUCUUGAUGAAGCGACUAGCUCGAUCGAUGUCCAAGGAGAAAAGAUUGUGCAGGCAGCUCUCGAUCGUGUGUCCAAAGAUCGCACUACAAUUAUGAUCGCUCAUCGCUUGUCCACCGUCCGCCGCGCGGACAAGAUCAUCGUCAUGAAAGACGGCAAAGAUAUCGAAGAAGGUUCCCACGAAGAGCUGAUACUCAAAGAAGGGGCAUACCAUAGUUUGGUUCAUGCCCAGCAGCUGGAGCCAUUGACAGAUAUGGUGGGGGCCGACGUGCCGGUCUCCAUUUCUUCGCAGAAAGAGGAAGUCAGGCCUGAAGAUUACUCGAACAAAGAAGGAAUGGAUCAAGGUUUCCAGGAUGGCCCCGAAUCUAUGAAAGAAUUUGGCUUUCUCCACAGCUUUGGGGUGCUCUUCUCUGAAAAUCGUAGCCAUUGGGUCCUAUAUGCACUGACGCUGAUCGGGGCUAUAGGGGCAGGUUCCGGUUUUUCCCUACAAAGUUGGCUUUUCGCCAAACUGGUUCAGGUUUUUCAGUUCACCGGUCAAAAACUUGUGGACGCUGCGAAUUUCUGGGCAUUGAUGUUUUUCGUCCUCGCUCUUGCCAUGGCGACCUUCUAUUUCAUUCUAGGACUUUCUUCAAAUUCAAUCUCGAUGUUCGUCGUGUCCACUUCUCGAAUGGAUUAUUUCCACAGCCUCUUGUCCAAACCGGUGUCUUACUAUGACCGCAAGGAGAAUUCCUCGGGUAGUCUGGUUUCCAGACUCUCCACUGACACAAAACAGUUGCAGGAGAUGUUUGGUCCAACUGGUGUCUUCCCUCUCAUCUCGAUUUUCAACAUCCUGGGGUGUGUUUCAAUCUCCUUCGCCUUUGGAUGGAAGCUGGCGGCUGUCACCUUUUUUGCCGCCAUGCCAUUCAUAUUUCUUUCUGCCUUCAUGCGUAUUCGAUAUGAGAUCAAAUUCGAGUCCCUUAAUGCCGAAGUUUAUGCCGAUAGCUCCAAGUUCGCAACGGAGGCGGUUCGGGCAUUCAGAACAGUCACUGCCCUGACCAUGGAGGAUACGAUCUUGGAAAGAUAUUCAAAGCUGCUGAAAGAUCAACGUCAAAAGGCCACCCGAAAGGCGUGGUACGCAACAUUGAUAUUUGCGUUUUCGGACAGUAUUGAGCUAUGUGCUAUGGCGCUCGCCUUCUGGUACGGCGGCCAGCUUCUCGCGUCCCACGAGUAUGACCCAGUUGUGUUUUUUGUCGUCUAUAUUGCUAUCAUUCAAGGCGGCCAGUCUGCUGGGCAGUUCUUCAGUUUUGGUCCGAACAUUGCCCAGGCUAAAGCUUCUGCAAGUCGCAUAUUAGCUGCACGGCUACCUACCCCGGAACAGAUUCGGCAUGUUCCGAUGGGGCCGCUCUCUUCUUUGGAUGACACACCCAGUUCCUCCAUCGAAGUGAAAAAUGUCUCUUUCAAAUAUCCCUCUCGCGAGGUACCAACUUUUGUCAAUCUGGAUCUCUCCAUUGACAGUGGUCAAUUUGUAGCAUUUGUCGGACCUUCAGGCUGUGGAAAAUCCACGCUUGUCUCGUUACUUGAGCGGUUUUAUGACUGCAGUCAGGGGAGCAUAUCAUUUGGUGGCCGAGACAUCCGUUCCAUUGAGAUUUCAUCUUACAGAAGCGCCUUGUCGCUUGUUUCCCAAGAGCCAAAACUCUUCGAAGGCACCAUCCGUGAAAAUCUCCUUCUCGGUCUGGAAGCCCCCGAAGAUUCGACCACCGAGGACCAAAUGAUUCAAGCAUGCAAGGAUGCCGAGAUAUAUGACUUCAUAGUAUCUUUGCCAGAUGGCUUCCUGACAGAACUUGGCGUCAAUGCCCAGACCUCGAUGAGUGGUGGGCAAAAACAGCGUAUCUGUAUUGCACGAGCACUGAUACGAAAGCCGCGACUUCUCCUUCUUGAUGAGGCUACAUCCAGUUUGGACUCUCAUUCGGAAAGUCUUGUACAAAGUGCCAUGGAGCGAUUAGCCAGCAAGCGAGAGAUGACUAUUGUUGCGGUUGCGCACAGACUAGCAACUAUUCAGAAAGCCGAUGCGAUCUUCGUCUUUGGGGAAGGUGCGCCGGGCCAGGGAUCGAGAAUUCUUGAGUCCGGAACACAUCUCGAAUUGUUACGCAGAAAGGGGGCUUAUUGGGUGAUGUGUCAAGCACAAGCUCUCGACCAGUGA
Messenger RNA from Penicillium coprophilum, 3723 nucleotides. Its product is annotated as ABC transporter ATP-binding protein. The transcript has 9 exons. Gene Ontology annotation, molecular function: ABC-type transporter activity; ATP binding; ATP hydrolysis activity. Gene Ontology annotation, biological process: transmembrane transport. The record is from RefSeq and is a predicted model, not a curated record. Bases 1 to 3723 code for a protein of 1240 amino acids. Lineage: Eukaryota; Fungi; Ascomycota; Eurotiomycetes; Eurotiales; Aspergillaceae. Gene Ontology annotation, cellular component: membrane.